UCAACUAAAUCAAGGAAGCUUAUACUACUGAUUCCUCUUUGAGAUUGUAGUGAUGUUCCCAUAACUUACGAUGUUACAACACAACAGAAUUGUCACAAGACUCCAGUGACGGAACAGGUCUUUUUGUCUGUCCCUGGACUUGUCUUGGAGACUCUACUAUGGACCAAGAUGUAUUAGAUGUAUCUCUUUAUCUCCUCUUAUCUUAUCUAGUCAAUCAAUGAAUGCAAACCGGUUCUUGAAACUCUGUUUGUACGCCAGGACAAGAUGAGGAAUGUGUGAGCUUUGUGCCUGUGAGACCUUGAUCCCCUUGGCCUGGGUAUGCUGACAAGAGUUUCAACAAUCGAUUCCUGUGCGUGAGACUGAAGCUAACAUUAAAGAAGGAACCUCUGAGCAUACUGAAGAGUGUUUUACAGGUUUUGUUUCCCAAUCCCCUGCAAAUAGCAAGAACUGUGAAUACUGUUGCUACAACGCUACAUCUAAUGAUCAGCUUAGUUCGGACUUCAUUGCCAGAUUUAAACACAUAUCAAAAUGGCACCAGAGCCACUGGAUAUCUCUGAGCAUGAGUUGCUCUUCAAAGCAACGGAUAUCUCUUAUCAUGAGUUGCUCUUCAAAGCAACCAAUUUAUCCAAACUGGCCUCCAUAGAUUUGUCUCAGUACCUGGAGGCAUACAUGAGGAAUAUUAGAAAUCUCCACAAUAACUCCUCAGCAGUAAAAGAAAUGGAUUUUGCUGAAGCUGCGAUGGUGAUUCAGAAUUCACUGAUUAUCUUUGCCAAGAAUAUCGACUCAAUUUGGGCAAGAGCUAUGAGCAUACGGCUUGCUUUAUCUGCUAACAUAAAAUAAAAAUAUUGAUAUGAAACUAGACAAGAAAGAGGAUAAACUAGCAAAGCAAUCAGAUAAACUUGUCCUCCCCACCUCCUUGAACACCAAAAGUGGUUAAUAAAUCGAGAGAUAUUUUCACUUCUGAAGGAGAAGCAGUCUGGAAAAUGGAUGAAUUCAGAUUAUUUUGGCCCAUUACGGAAAGCGGUUACCUUCAAGAAGAUUAUGAACCUGAAGAUCGGUGUGUGUUUCCUGAAAGAAUCAUCAAACACAGUUUUACAGAGGCUCCCGGGCAUCCUGUUAAUGAGGAAAUUUUCAAUAAUGACAUGGAUCACUCGAUGAUGGACGGACACAAUCCUCUGUCCCUGCCUCCUCCAAAACCACCACCAACCCCUCCGCCUAUGGACCUUCCCAUGAACGAUUCGCCUGAAAGUUCAAAAGAUUCUCAAGAAGAAACUGAGAAAGAACGCGAGUGUCGGCAGAAGUCAGUAUAAAAUGCUGUUUGAACUUUCAGGUGUGGGCACACUUUCUUUGAUAAAACAUGAAUUUAUUGGAAAAGCUGUAUUUAUUUUUCUUCCAAUUUUUCAGGCAAUUAUGUUUGCAAGUAAAUAUAAAAUAUCUGAAACGCCAAGGAUAAAUAUGCCUAGUUUUCUACCUAAGAAAUGUCUUUAUUGGAGGAAAUUUAGUAGCAUUUGAAUGUUCUUAUGGCGAUUAUCCAAAGCACGUCACAAGAAAAUAGAAUGGUUUGACUUUGACCUGAGAAACUGAGGAA
This is a messenger RNA of Bemisia tabaci, 1588 nucleotides long. The record is from RefSeq and is a predicted model, not a curated record. Lineage: Eukaryota; Metazoa; Arthropoda; Insecta; Hemiptera; Aleyrodidae.